This is a messenger RNA of Sphaeramia orbicularis (orbiculate cardinalfish), 941 nucleotides long. RefSeq names its product stathmin 1b (gene stmn1b). Gene Ontology annotation, biological process: microtubule depolymerization; neuron projection development; regulation of microtubule polymerization or depolymerization. Gene Ontology annotation, cellular component: neuron projection; cytoplasm. The coding region runs from base 120 to 560 and encodes 146 amino acids. Gene Ontology annotation, molecular function: tubulin binding. The transcript has 5 exons. The record is from RefSeq and is a predicted model, not a curated record. Lineage: Eukaryota; Metazoa; Chordata; Actinopteri; Kurtiformes; Apogonidae.
CUGGGUUUUUGCGCGAAGGUGCAGAUGUUGGCGGUGUAGAAAGAGAAGAAAAGAAGCAGGCGGAGGGUCGACUGAUCUGAAGCACUUGACGUGGCAUAAAAAACAACAAUUCUGCUGAAAUGGAAACCUCUGGAGAUAUCCAAAUAAAGGAGCUGAACAAGCGCACUUCAGGUCAAGCAUUUGAGCUUAUCCUGAGUCCUCCAACUCCAGAUGCCAAGGGGGAAUUUCCUUUGUCUCCUCUUAGGAAAAAGGAAACAUCACUGGAUGAGAUUAAAAGGAAACUUGAAGCUGCAGAGGAGAGACGCAAGAGCCAUGAGGCUGAAGUGCUGAGACACUUUGCUGAAAAACGUGAGCAUGAGAAGGAGGUGAUCCAAAAGGCCAUUGAGGAAAACUGUAACUUCAGCAAGAUUACACAAGAGAAGCUCAAUCAGAAAAUGGAAGCAAACAAAGAGAACCGUGCUGCACAGAUGGCAGCUCUCAGUGAGAAGUUCAAGGAGAAGGACAAGAAGCUUGAGGAGGUGAGAAAAAACAAGGAUGCAGUGAAACAAAACGACAAAUAAUUUCUUCAUGGUCUGCAAAACAUUUACAUUUCCAAAGAUAAGCUUUUAUUUUUGUAACUGACACCUAAACUAUUGUUUGUUGUGUUAGUUUGGAUUAUGCUGUUAAAGUUAGUUACACGUUGGUAGAGUUGGUGUGGAAAUAGAAUGACUUUUUUUCACCCCUAGAUUUCUCAUUGGCAGCUUAUACUGUAUUUUUUUUAGGCAUUAGCUAUAUUCUUUUUGGAGGCAUUUUCUUGUAAUUAACUGGAUCAUUUUCUAUUUGGAAUACAUCACAGCAUUGUUUUCAACUGUGUUGUAAGUUUGAAUAUACUGUAUGAUGACAUGGUUGUAACAAUAAUAAAGAAUUUUUGUUUUGGAUAAUAAAUGUAUGUGUUUCAUGUU